CUUCCGUUUGUACCCAAAAAUGAUGGAAUUCCCACCUUGAUCACCAAAUCGCAUAUCUCGACAUUUCAUUCGUUCAACCCUCAAAACACACCCUUCCGGACCCUUGCAAGCUUCAUAGUAAUGGAGGUGUUAAGAGCACAAUAACAGGAUAAUAUUCUGCUAUUCAACACACUUUCCCAUCAACGUCUCCAUAACUUAUAUGCAUUAUCUCUGUGACCGACAUCCCACGCGUAUAGACGGUAGCUUGGUAGCUUAGUAGCCAACAAAUCGUCUCGAUACAUCAGCAUUUCUACUACUUAGGGGAAAGUCGAAUCCCAUCCGUGACAAUUUACAAUCCCGAGUGGGCAGCAACUAGGUAGCACGUCAUCCAUCCCACCUAUUCUCACAUACCUUCUCUAUACAUUUUCGUACAACAAGAUGUUUUGGGUAUUAAAUACCAUACCCCCAAGGCCUACAGUCCAGCCGAUAUGCCAUCUCCUAUCUAUAAAUACACGGCAAUUUCGAAAAGCGACUCGGUUGAACCGGUCCUCUCUGCAUCACCCAGUAGUCCGUUGAUCGGCGACGAUAAUUCGUUGAGCUUUGAGUUGUUAGACCUGAAUGCCGGAAAGUUGGCGAUUCCCACGCUCCCUCGGCUCUCAACCAAAAUGUCUUAUCAACCACUCGCAUCAGAUGACCCGGAGGACCAGAAGUCUUACGGAUCCUUAGAUGCAACACCUAGCCAGAGCCCUACGGCUUUACUAGGCGAAACGAUUCGCAUCGAGGAUCCCGUAGUAGAGAUAGAAAACCCCUUUUUAGACACGGAAACCACAGAGUACUGGCGACAGGUCUACGAAAAUUGUCAAUAUGAAUGCAGGCAUGUCUUCAAUCCAAAGCUGACCUGGUCGGCGAGAGAAGAAAGAGAAUUGAUCCGGAAGCUUGACUGGAAAGUCUGUUUAUGGGCGUGUAUCAUGUUUUUCGGCUUACAAGUAGACCGCGGAAAUCUCUCUCAAGCAGUAUCUGACAACAUGCUGGAUGACUUAGGUCUAGAUACUAACGACUAUAACUAUGGGCAUUCUAUAUUCUUGGUAUCUUUCUUGCUUGCCGAGCUGCCUUCGCAACUUGUGUCAAAAGCCGUCGGUCCGGACCGUUGGAUUCCCAUGCAGAUGGUUUUAUGGUCGUUCGUCGCUAUUUCGCAAUGCGCCCUGACCGGUCGUGGUUCCUUUCUACUGACCAGAAGCUUACUUGGGUUCCUUGAGGGAGGAUUUAUACCCGACCUCGUGUUAUGGCUGUCGUACUUCUACACCUCACGUGAGCUGCCAAUACGACUCAGCUACUUCUGGACGUCGUUAUCAAUCACGGGAAUCAUUACCUCUUUGUUAGCCUUUGGGCUUCUACAUCUCAGGGGCGUCCUCGGAUGGGAAGGUUGGCGAUGGCUCUUCUUAGUUGAAGGAUUUAUAACUCUAUGCAUAGGACUAGCGUCCUUCUUCAUGAUGCCCGCAUCUGCGGUACAAACCAAAACGUGGUUCCGCCCGAAAGGCUGGUUCACCGAACGAGAAGAAGCGAUCGUCGUGAACCGGGUGCUUCGCGAUGACCCCUCCAAAGGAGACAUGCAUAACCGGCAGGCAUUAACACCUAGGCGGUUAUGGGAAGCGUUGAAGGACUAUGACUUGUGGCCGCUAUACGCCAUCGGACUCUGUGCUUAUGUGCCUCAAUCACCUCCGAAAACCUACCUUACCCUUACGCUUCGGUCACUCGGGUUCAGCACGUUCAACACCAACCUCUUGACCAUCCCGGCAGAUAUCAUACAUAUCUUCAACCUCAUUCUGCUCACGAGGCUGUCUGAAUGGUUGAACGAACGGUCAUUAGUGGCUAUCGUGCAGCCUCUUUGGACUUUGCCCUGUAUAAUUGCGUUACGAUUCUGGGUAGGGUUAAUUGAAGAUAAAUGGGGUACAUACGCGAUCAUGAUGGUUCUUCUCUCUUAUCCAUAUUGCCAUGCAAUACUGGUUGGCUGGUGUUCCAAGAAUUCUAAUAAUGUCGGUACGCGGACAGUUUCGGCAGCCUUAUAUAAUAUGAGUGUCCAAGCGGGCAACGUAUACGCUUCUUAUAUCUACCGUGACGACGACAAGCCUUUAUACCGCCGGGGGAAUUCGACAUUACUCGUGAUCAACUUGGUUUCUAUCUUGAUAUUCUUAUUAACGAAGCUCUAUUAUAUCUGGAGAAACAAGCAGAAAGAACGCGUAUGGAACGCCUUGAGUGAGGAGCAGCAGAUUGAAUACAGGAAGACGACAAAGUUACAGGGUUCUAGAAGGCUUGACUUUAGGUUCGCUCAUUAAUUAGAAGGCGAUAUGUCUCGAUGGUCCUUCGAAGAGAUACCUAGGUACCUUGAUAAUAAUGCGCCCCUUUAUAUAAGUUUUCUACUCCGUCGUUAUAUGUUGUAGAUACCUGUCUUGAUAGGACAGUUUACUGGGUCGCAGCGUUAUGAGGUAGAAUUUGCAAACCACGUAAAGAUUUC
Molecule: messenger RNA, 2491 nt
Organism: Daldinia caldariorum
Lineage: Eukaryota; Fungi; Ascomycota; Sordariomycetes; Xylariales; Hypoxylaceae
Product: allantoate permease
Exons: 8
Coding region: 468-2312 (614 amino acids)
Biological process (GO): transmembrane transport
Cellular component (GO): membrane
Molecular function (GO): transmembrane transporter activity
Source: RefSeq, a predicted model, not a curated record